AUGGGUAGCAUUGUUAUGGUGAUGUUAAUGUCUGAAUGUGAUAUGGAGAUGAUGAUGGCUGAAUGUAAUUUGGGGAUGGUGAUGGGUGGCUUUGUUGUGGUGAUGUUAAUGUCUGAAAGUGAAAGUGAUAUGGAGAUGGUAAUGACUAAAUGUAAUUUGGGGAUGGUGAUGGGUGGCUUUGUUGUGGUGAUGUUAAUGUCUGAAAGUGAAAGUGAUAUGGAGAUGGUAAUGACUAAAUGUAAUUUGGGGAUGGUGGUGGGUGGCUUUGUUGUGAUAUUUAUGACUGAAUGUGAUAUGGGGAUGAUGAUGACUGAAUGUAAUUUGGGGAUGGUGAUAGUCGUGUAUAUUUUGGUGGUGAUGACAUCUGAAAAAUAG
Messenger RNA from Parnassius apollo (apollo), 375 nucleotides. The record is from the annotation of a GenBank genome assembly. NCBI's taxonomy places the organism in Eukaryota, Metazoa, Arthropoda, Insecta, Lepidoptera, Papilionidae.